This is a messenger RNA of Anthonomus grandis grandis, 2995 nucleotides long. RefSeq names its product nuclear receptor-binding protein homolog. The record is from RefSeq and is a predicted model, not a curated record. The transcript has 10 exons. NCBI's taxonomy places the organism in Eukaryota, Metazoa, Arthropoda, Insecta, Coleoptera, Curculionidae. Gene Ontology annotation, biological process: endoplasmic reticulum to Golgi vesicle-mediated transport; intracellular signal transduction; protein phosphorylation. Gene Ontology annotation, molecular function: ATP binding; protein serine/threonine kinase activity. Gene Ontology annotation, cellular component: cytoplasm; endomembrane system. Bases 480 to 2093 code for a protein of 537 amino acids.
AGUGUCGCACUUGACAGAAGGCGAAUUUGUUCCGAAAUCGGGAGGCGAACUUAAGGAGAGAAAAUUAUUACGUUCAGUUGGUUUUUCGAUAGUUAUCGUUAUUAAACGGGAUUCGAUCACUGUUUUAGCGAGUUUUUAUAUGUGAUUCCUUUCGGUUCUCUUGUUCAGUUAAAUUAGUAAGAGUGAAUUGUUUUUUCUUUUACCCUCAUCAGUGUUAACGGCGUGGCUCGUUUCCUAUCAUAAUAUUUUCUCUCUAGUUUGUUGCUAGUUUAUAAUAAUCAUAAUGCUUAAAGACUAAUUCACUAAUAAUUCUUAAUAAAUCGAGUGUUAAACCUUAAGUGGAUGUAAAACAGUGUGUGUAUGCGGAAGGACUAUUAUAAUGCUCUGAUGGAAAACCAGUGUUGUACCCAGAUAAUAAUUCGUUAUUCGCAAGCCCUAGUGUUGUUCCGUGAUAGAGUUAGUUUAGGUACAUUCACAUAAUGUCAGGAAAUUUGAUAAAUAACGAGCAGGAGCACAAGUCGCCCCGGGAAAGUGGAGAAGACUCCGAAGACGAGAGCGAAAUCCUCGAGGAGAGUCCUUGCGGCAGAUGGUUGAAGCGACGUGAAGAGGUGGAACAGCGAGAUGUGCCGGGAAUCGAUUGCGCCUUCUUGGCCAUGGACACCGAGGAGGGCGUGGAGGUGGUCUGGAACGAAGUCCAAUUCUCGGAACGGAAGAACUUCAAGAAUCAGGAGGAGAAGAUCCAGAUGAUUUUCGAGAAUUUGACGCAGCUGGAUCAUCCGAACAUCGUCAAGUUCCAUCGGUACUGGACGGACACGCAUAACGACAAACCCAGGGUGAUAUUCAUAACCGAAUACAUGUCCUCCGGGUCCCUGAAGCAGUUCCUCAAACGUACCAAACGCAACGUGAAACGGCUGCCGUUGCAAGCGUGGCGUCGCUGGUGCACCCAGAUCCUCUCAGCCCUAAGUUACUUGCAUUCCUGUUCACCGCCCAUCAUCCAUGGCAAUCUGACCUGUGAUACCAUAUUUAUACAACACAACGGGCUCGUCAAGAUCGGCUCAGUGGCGCCCGAUUCCAUAAAUCAUCACGUGAAGACGUGCCAGGACGACUUCAAAAAUAUGCAUUUCAUCGCUCCCGAGCAUCCCGCAAUAAGUCCGGCUUUGGACAUCUACGCGUUCGGAAUGUGCGCCCUGGAGAUGGCCGCCCUGGAAAUCGUCGGAAACGGGGAUUCCGGUAAAAAAGUGACGGAGGAGAACGUGAGACAGACGCUCGACCUUCUGGAGGACGAGGGCCAGAGGGACUUUAUCGAGAAAUGUCUCAGGAAGGAUCCGGGGGCGCGUAGCACCGCCAGGGAAUUGUUGUUUCAUCCGUUGUUGUUUGAGGUUCACAGUUUGAAACUGUUGGCCGCACACGUUCUGGUUAGGAAUUCAGGUAAAUUAUCAAACAUAUCCGAGACGAUAACGGACGAACUGAUGCAACGGUGGUACGGACCGGAAGUGAUCGUGGCGGAAAUCCGUAGAAGAAACGGCGAAAGUGUCCAAAUGAAGAUGACGGACGUGCCCGUCAACGAGAAACUGGAGAAGUUCGUCGAAGACGUCAAAAAUGGUAUUUAUCCGUUAACGGCGUUCGGGGCUAAGCAGCCGCCGUUGGCCCGUUCCCGGGCCAUAUCCCCGGAAAUGGCGGAAUCCGUAAAAUCCGUCACCCCGGAACCGACUGACGUAGAAACUAGGAAAAUAAUUAAUAUGAUGUGUGAUGUUAAGUCCAAAGAAGAGAGCUGUGAUCUACUGUUGACUAUUGUGUUACGUAUGGAUGAUAAGAUGAAUAGGCAACUGACCAGUUGUAUAUCUCCCGGUGAUAAUCCCAAAGUGUUGGCGCAGGAGUUGGUCCAUUACGGUUUUGUGAAUGAAGUGGAUCGUGAUAAAAUAGCCGCGUUAAUAGAAGAGUCCUUGCAGAGUACGUCGGGGCACAGCAGUCCCGUGCAUAAAAUGAACUGUACCGCCACAAUGCAAGAUUCCAUAAGUAGUAUCGCACCCACCGCAACUACUAUGCUUCCACCAUUAUCUUCGACCCAAGUGCCGAUGCACUCGACUAGUUAGUAAUCGAACACCACCGAAGAAGUUUUCCUGAACAAAAAACUUUUUUGAACAUCCGAGAGCCAAAUUAUGGAGGAGGAGUCAAUUAUGCACCAAUAAUUGAAAUUAUGCCAUAAUAUGGUGGCUUGUGAUAAUAUUCAUUCAUUCAUUCUUCUUGUUUGGACAUUGCGCUAGUCAUAUGUCGUGACCACUUGUUUGAUCUGUGAUUGGAUAGUCGAGGACAGAAUUUUUUUUUUUGUUAAAUUACAUCACGAAGUGUAAAAAGGUGCCAUUAUAUCGUCUUUUUUAGUGUCAACAAAUACGUAAACCACACAUCCGAUUUUUUUUUGUAUUUAAAAAAAAAAAACAUCCGCCUAACGGAGAGUACAACGAGUGAAAGUCAGUUUAAAAUGUUGUAAACGUUUGAUGUGGCCUAUAUGUUUAAUAAUCAUUGUUGAUUUAAAAAAGAACUUAAUUCGAACCAAAUAGAGGAGGGACCCACCCGAGGGCGGUUUUUAAACAUUUUGAUAAGGUCAAAUCAAAAGUAAUAUUUAAUUUUAAGUAUAUUAUUAUUUAUGUAUAAGUGUUACGUUAACGAGAGAAAGAGAUGUUGUAAUAAUCAUAAAAAAAACAAAACAAAACAAAACGCUUCAGAAGUAUACUACCACUACACACAUGAAUAUUGUGAAUUAGGAAUUAAGCAUUAAAGUGUUUUUAUUACUUUUGGCGUUACGUUAUCAAAAAUUUAAUGCUGCUACUGCUGCUGCUGCUAACGCUGCUUUUUAUUUUCAAUACUUCUUGUACAUAGAAACUACUACUACUACUAUUAUUAUAAUUUUUUUUUGUCUGAAAAUGUAGAUAUUAAAUUUUUUAUUGGAAAAAAACCUGUAGCAUAAAGAUGUAAUACAUAAUUAUUAUUUAUUAUA